AUGCAGCAGACUGGUGCACGAGCAAGCGCUACAGCACCAUCAAAGGUGGACCGCAUAGAUAUCGCGGCACAAGAUGAAGAGCAAACAGUAACAGAAAAGGUCGUCGUUCAGGCACCGAACAAAGGCAGCACCUUGCAGGACUCUAGUGGUAUGAUCUGCAUCGCAGACACCAAUGGUAGUGUUCACCUGUCCCUGGAUGCGCGCUGCAAAUCCCCACGCGCUGCCCGUCGUAAGAAAGAGUUUCGGGCUUCUCGGCGCAUCAAUGUCUCCGCGAUUCCACUGGGAGAUCGACCACGUCCGCUCCACAGCAGUAAAAGUAGUAGCGGCACUUCCGGUAGUUUCGUCCUGGUCUCGGAUGACGACCUAUCCGAAUCCGAGGGCGAGCUUGCUGCGUUUGCGAGUUGA
Amoebophrya sp. A25 is the source of this 405-nucleotide messenger RNA. The record is from the annotation of a GenBank genome assembly. Lineage: Eukaryota; Dinophyceae; Syndiniales; Amoebophryaceae.